GAGGACCUAAAAGAGUCUCGGAGAAAGCAUGUCCAGGUCAGAUUUUCCGCCCGGUUACGAUGACUCGCGGGCCCCGCUCUAUGGCUCCGGGGGGCACCCCGCCAACCCCCCUCCAUCCUAUGGCUUUCCCCCUUACGGAGGCCAGCCCCAACCCCAGCCACCUGGUUACUAUGGUCCCCCCCAGCCAGGUUACCCUGGACAGCCUGGAGGAUACCCCGGACAGCCUGGAGGUUACCCCGGACAGCCUGGAGGAUACCCCCCACCAGCCAUGCCACCCAUGCCACCCAUAAUUCCUCCAACCAUACCUGUCUCUCACAACGAUUCAGGUGAUGGUGAGGGUUUCGCUGCGGAGAGCGGCUGGGACAGCAUGAGCGUUCGACAGGCGUUCAUCCGUAAAGUUUACAUGAUUCUGGCCUCUCAACUUCUUGUCACCUUUGGCAUUGUAGCUGUUUUCACAUUUGUGGAACCUGUUAAAGAGUUUGUUGCCAAGAAUCCAGCCAUCUACUGGGCCUCUUAUGCCGUGUACUUUGUCACACACAUCGUACUUGUCUGCUGCAGCGGCCCAAGGAGGCGUUACCCAUGGAAUCUCAUUCUGUUGGCCAUUUUUACGUUGGCAAUGUCAUACAUGACUGGUACAAUAUCCAGUUACUAUGAUACAAAGGCAGUGUUUCUGGCAUUUGGGAUUACGUUUGUGGUGUGCCUUGCGGUGAGCGCCUUCAGUUUCCAGACGAAGGUGGAUUUCACCAAGUGCAAGGGUCUGUUCUGUGUCCUCGGCAUUGUCAUCUUUGUCACCGGAAUUAUAACCGUCAUUGUGCUCUCCUUCAAAUACAUUCCAUGGCUUCACAUGCUGUAUGCUGCAAUUGGAGCUAUUGUGUUCACACUUUUCUUGGCUUACCACACCCAACUCCUUAUUGGUAACAAAAAGUAUUCCAUCAGCCCGGAGGAAUACGUGUUCGGAGCGCUGACCAUCUACGUCGACAUCAUCCAGAUCUUCCUCUUUAUACUGCAACUUAUUGGCGCUUCGUCAAAAUAAGAGUCCCAAAGACACACGGAAGGAGCUUUUGAAUUUGUCGAUGUCGUUAAGUUCUUGUAUGCCGUGCACUUUGCCUUAAUCUUAGUCUUGGUCUUCACACACAAAAAAAGAAUAUCUACUAAAAAUCGUGCUGAUGUAAAUCAUCCGAAACAAAAAAAAAGUCUUGCCUAUUUGUGUUAAAUUAGUCUGGGUUAAGAGUUCAGUAUACUUUUGAAAUAAAAGUUAACAUAUCAAAUCAAUAUCUCAGUUAGACAGAUGGAGAACAGGUGUGAUUCCAUUAGAUUGUAAGCUUCUAAUGCUUCAGUGUGUUUGGCAGUGGAAUGAAGUUGAUCUGUGUGAGAACCAAACCGAAAAACCAAAGUUUCUAAGGUCAAAUACUCAUCAUCCAAAACUGGAUGCAAGGAGUUAUGUGUAUCAAAAUCAAAUCAGUUACUUGCACAUAUCCUAGUGUUAUGCUAGUCAUUUUAAGUGGAUAAUCGUGAUUGUAUGGUCAUGUAAUGUCCAAAGAUUUAUAGAUAACAAACAGCUAGAGGUACCCAAUAAAGUAUGGUUGUGAUCUGAAAGAAAAACAUAUAUUUUUUUAUACUUACUGUAAUUCUUAUUCGAUAAAGAAUUAUUACACCUUUGAUGCACUAUUUUUCUUAUGAUUAGUACCAUAUUGUAUGGGUUGAAAUGUUUGUGUUUUAUGAUGGGAAAUGUUUAUUUUUUGGAAAAACAAAUUCUUAGAGUAGGUAGUAAUGAAACAUGAUGUCAUGAUUAUGUGCUAAAACUUUACCAUAUCUAUGGCUAAAGACAAAUACAGGUUUAGU
This is a messenger RNA of Chanos chanos (milkfish), 1842 nucleotides long. RefSeq names its product transmembrane BAX inhibitor motif containing 1a (gene tmbim1a). Bases 29 to 1033 code for a protein of 334 amino acids. The record is from RefSeq and is a predicted model, not a curated record. Gene Ontology annotation, cellular component: membrane; endoplasmic reticulum; Golgi apparatus. The transcript is spliced from 12 exons. Lineage: Eukaryota; Metazoa; Chordata; Actinopteri; Gonorynchiformes; Chanidae. Gene Ontology annotation, biological process: negative regulation of apoptotic signaling pathway.